Molecule: messenger RNA, 1665 nt
Organism: Cyphomyrmex costatus
Lineage: Eukaryota; Metazoa; Arthropoda; Insecta; Hymenoptera; Formicidae
Gene: dnt
Product: tyrosine-protein kinase Dnt
Exons: 8
Coding region: 1-1665 (554 amino acids)
Biological process (GO): multicellular organism development; positive regulation of kinase activity; positive regulation of neuron projection development
Cellular component (GO): plasma membrane; signaling receptor complex
Molecular function (GO): ATP binding; protein tyrosine kinase activity
Source: RefSeq, a predicted model, not a curated record
AUGCUCUGGAGACUCGUGAUAUUGCUAUUCGUCAUCGCGCGGCCAGCCGAGAGUUCCUUCAAUCUCUUCCUCAGCUUCGCGGAGGUUCACAAGCUACUGGGAUUGGAUGGAGAAUUAUUUUACGUCAGAGAAGGAACCGUAAAUGAGUAUGCUAUGAAAUUCGUUGUUCCUGUACCAGCGAUAAUUCAGAAGCUCCAUUUCACAUGGGAAAAUCUCGCUGGUAGACCGCUGCCAUAUACGAUGUUCGUGGAUAUCAGCAAUCCUACGGCGUUGAGUAGUUCUUUAAACAUUUCCCACAUCGGCGAGAUACCAGUCGGUGGUUUACAAACAUGGGCCUUAUCGUUGCACUGCGGGCCCUACAAUGCAGAGGUCGACCUCAGUCUCCGAAUUAACGUCUCGGUAUCAAGAAAGAACACGACCAGCUUGGAGUUUAAGCGAAAAAAAAUUUGUAUGAACUUGAAAGAGACUCUCACUGAGCCUGAAGAGGUCUUAGUCGCUGCUCCUGAUUCCACUUCCGGCGGUCAGAUUUUCUACGUGGCAAUUGGUUGCGCUUGUGCGUUCAUGGCAGCUAUUUUCGUUUUGAUUAUAAUCUACUAUGUGCGUGAUAAGAAGACUAGGAGACAUCGAGAUCCUCUUCAGGAAUCCAGAGGACUCAGCUCAGCGUGCAGUAUGGAAAGAGGCACUGGAGUGGGACCUGCGCAAACUUUUCUGUCACCAGAGACACCUCCACCUACUUCUGCUGCGUCGGGAUCAUCUUAUAGAAGAUUGGAUGAUCGUUCUAAUAGAGAACUUCAUGAAAGAAUCCAAGAAAUCACCGUACAAAGAUGUAGAGUGCGUCUGCUUAGUGUUGAAUUGGAGGGAACGUUUGGACGCGUGUACAGAGGCAGUUACCAUGAAGAAGGCGCUUUAACUCCGAAGGACGUAUUGGUGAAAACUGCUGCCGAGCACGCAUCUCAAUCACAAGUUGCUCUUCUAUUACGAGAAGGUUUAGCUUUGUAUGGACUCAGUCAUCCAGCAUUACUUCCGGUCCUCGGUGUUUCCAUCGAGGACAGAAGCGCGCCUUUUCUGCUGUACCCACACACGGGUUACAAAAAUAUGAAAAGAUUUCUAUUAAGGUGCAAGUUCAGUAACGAAGGGCCUCCGAGGGCUCUUACAACACAGGAAGUCGUCGAAAUGGCACUUCAGGCUGCUAAAGGUGUACAAUACCUUCAUAGAAAGAGGCUCGUUCAUAGAGAUUUAGCUGCCAGAAAUUGCGUAGUGGACGAUGACUUGAGAGUGCAGAUUACGGAUAAUGCCUUGGCUAGAGAUCUGUUCCCACAAGAUUAUCACUGCCUCGGCGAUAACGAAAAUCGCCCUAUUAAAUGGCUAGCAAUAGAAAGUUUACUCAAUAAGAACUUUACCACAGCCUCUGACGUGUGGGCAUUCGGUGUUUUAUUGUGGGAGCUAACGACGUUGGCGCAACAGCCUUAUGGAGAAGUAGAUCCAUUCGAAAUGGCAUCCUAUCUCCGAGAGGGAUACAGACUGGCACAACCAAUAAAUUGCCCGGACGAGUUGUUCGCAGUGAUGGCAUAUUGUUGGGCGAUGUCAGCAGAAGAGAGGCCAACAUUCAGUCAAUUAAUUAUUUGUUUACAAGACUUUCACACUCAGUUAACGCGAUACGUUUAA